UAAACCAACGAAACCUUUCCUCAUGGAUAUCCAUGUGCAAUGUGAGGUAUUUAUUUGAUCGAAAUAGGCAUCGUUAGAGUUACUGCCGUAGACUGCAGUUUUACAUUUAGUGUCGCCGGUUUCAAACAUUUUUUAAGCUAAUUUCCGCAGGGUGUUUGUGGAAAUGAAAGGUGGGAAAUGGAAGCAAAACAGCAAGAAGAAAAAAGGGAACGAGGUUUUACAGAAAUACAUGAAUGCGGUCGACGAGUUUGUAAAAGGUAAAAGUGAUCAGGAUGGAGCAGACGGAGGACAGGGGCUGCGAUCCGUGAAAACCAAAAGCAGAAAGGAGCUACGCAAAGAAAAGAGAAGGCUGAAAAAAGCCAAGAUGAAAAGUCACUAUGAAGGGAAAAAAUUCGACAGUUUUGCCUCAGAUCAUGUAGGAAAAGCCGCGGUCGGAUCUGGUAAUGAUUCCCAGGGUCAGAAGAAGAAAGCUGAUAAACCCAAAAGGGACGUCACAAAAACACCUGCAAACAAAAACAUGGGGCUUCCUGCAGAGAAAUCCGCCUCUUCUGGGUCCAAGUCCUCCAAGAAAACCAACAAGCUUAAAGAAACUAGAAAAAUGGCUCUGCUGGAGGCAAAUGAGCAAGAGGACAGGGAGAUAAAAAAGCUGGAGCGAUACCUUGGAUUAAACAAAAGGAAAAACAAGAAAAGUCUCCCUCAGUCAUUCGUGAGCGAUGGACUAGAUUACAUCCUUGGAGUGCUGGACUCCAGCUCAUCAGGAGCAGGGAUGUAUGAUGAAGACUGUGAUGCUGAUGAGGACAUGGAGGCUGCUAAGGACAACUUUGAAAAGCUGGGUGAGGAAUAUGUGUCAGAAGAAGAGGUGGAAGCUGAGGAUGAGAUGGAGAGUGAAGGAAGUGAGGGUGCUGAAGAUGAGGAGAUGGGGAGUGAAGAAGAUGUUGAUGACGAUGAUGAUGACGAUGAUGAUGAUGAUGAUGAUGAUGAUGAUGAUGAUGAAAUGAACAAAACUGAUGCUGGGGCUGAUUCCGGAGCUGAUAGUGAAACCGAGGAGGCAAACCCCAAUCCUGACACAACAUCACAAGCUGGCACCUCAAGGGAGAACAAGUAUGUCCCACCUCAGCUGCGAAACACUGGAGAUGAUAAACGCAAAGCUGAGCUGGAGAAGCUGAAGAGGAAAGUCAAAGGCCUGUUAAACAGGCUGAGCGAGCCCAACAUGGCCUAUAUCAGCAGUCAGCUGGAGGAGCUGUACAUGAGCUGCAGCAGGAAGGACAUGAACGACACCCUGACUGACGUGCUGCUCGCAGCCUGCGUCACGCCGACCCUGAUGCCCGACAGGCUGCUGAUGGAGCAUGUGCUGCUGGUCAGCAUCCUUCAUCAUGCUGUGGGACUGGAGGUAGGAGCCCAUUUCCUUGAGACAGUUGUGCAUAGGUUUGACGAGGUCUACAAGAGCUCCAGCGAGGACAAAGAGUGUGACAACCUCGUCGCCAUCGUCGCCCACCUCUAUAACUUCCAGGUGGUGCAUUCUGUCCUCAUAUUUGACCUUCUGAAGCUACUGGUGGGAGCGUUCACAGAGAAGGACAUCGAGUUAGUCCUGUUUGUGCUGAAGAACGUCGGCUUUGCCCUGAGGAAAGACGAUGCUCUCGCUCUCAAAGAACUCAUCUCCGAAGCUCAGCGAAAGGCUAAUGAGAUGGGAGCAAAGUUCAAGGAUCAAACCAGGGUGCGAUUCAUGCUGGAAACUAUGCUGGCUUUGAAGAACAAUGAUAUGAGGAAGAUACCGGGCUAUGAUCCUGAGCCUGUAGAGAGACUGAGGAAGCUGCAGAGAACUCUGAUCCACAGCAGUGCUGGAGGCAGUGAUCUGAAGCUGAGGGUGUCUCUGGAAAACAUCCUGAAUGCAGAGCAGGUGGGCCGUUGGUGGAUUGUAGGUUCGUCGUGGAGCGGAGCGCCAAUGAUCAGCAAACAGGCUGACACACCAUCCCAGCAGAGCUCUGCUGAAGGACAGUUCAGCCAAAAAGUAUUAGAGCUGGCGAGGAAACAGAGGAUGAACACUGAAGUCAGGAGGAACAUAUUUUGUGUUCUUAUGACCAGUGAGGACUACCUGGAUGCAUUUGAGAAAUUGUUGAGAAUGGGUCUAAAGGACAAGCAGGAGAGAGAGAUUGUCCACGUUCUGAUGGACUGCUGUCUGCAGGAGAAAUCCUUCAACGCAUUUUAUGCUGUACUUGGAGAGAAGUUCUGCUCCCAAGAUCGACGCUUCCAGGUUAUAGAGUUUGGGGAGUUGGAUAAGCCCACAGUGCGCUUUUUACGUCAGGUGCUGAUUAAGCUGCUGAAAGAAACCGAGCCCGAGGAGAUAGCCAGCAUAUUUGGGAGGAUUUCAGGGAUUCCUAAGCUGGGGAUGCUGCGAGAGGGAUUGAAGCUUUUCAUCAGUCACUUCCUGCUAAAGAACUCCCAGUCUCAGGGGUCCGCUGAGCAUUUGGCACUGCUGCAGGAGCGCGCCCAGGUCGCCACCAAAGCUAUGGAGGCUAAAGAUGCCAAGCUCAAACUGUAAAACAGAUCCAGAGGGCGUCCAGCCUUCUGAGGCAGGAACUAAUCCUCAGAGAAGGACAUAAAGACACAGUAGCUGUAAACAUGAAGGUGUGGUUUUGGCAAGCAGGUCUGAUGUCCACUUUUGGGGUCCUGCUACAGCAAACUAAAAAUACUUUGCAUUCUUUUAUUUACCGGUAAUAAAAAAAAUGUUUAAUAUCUUUGUAUAUUUGCCUAUAAACAUGACAAUAUCUCUUUAUUCUCUCCUGUCCUUAUAUUACAGCAUAUCUACCCUUUUACAGGCAGUGUACAGUCAGAGUCUGACUUUGUUAUGUGUA
Molecule: messenger RNA, 2852 nt
Organism: Cyprinodon variegatus (sheepshead minnow)
Lineage: Eukaryota; Metazoa; Chordata; Actinopteri; Cyprinodontiformes; Cyprinodontidae
Gene: nom1
Product: nucleolar protein with MIF4G domain 1
Exons: 10
Coding region: 164-2539 (791 amino acids)
Biological process (GO): ribosomal small subunit biogenesis
Cellular component (GO): nucleolus
Molecular function (GO): protein binding; RNA binding
Source: RefSeq, a predicted model, not a curated record